This is a messenger RNA of Eutrema salsugineum, 2384 nucleotides long. RefSeq lists its product as uncharacterized. NCBI's taxonomy places the organism in Eukaryota, Viridiplantae, Streptophyta, Magnoliopsida, Brassicales, Brassicaceae. Gene Ontology annotation, molecular function: protein binding. The record is from RefSeq and is a predicted model, not a curated record. The transcript is spliced from 8 exons. The coding region runs from base 1313 to 2260 and encodes 315 amino acids.
UAUUUUCGACAACUCCGACCUCGAGUACCUCGUCGAUGACUUUCACGGUGUGUAUGAUUUCGAAGACGAUGAGCCUUCCUUUGGAGAGUUCGAGCACAGGAGUGGAACUGAUUCGGAUUUCAUGGACUCUGAUUUCGAGCUGAGUCAGAGCAAGACGAAGACUGACACGUCAGCGUUGGAAGCUAGGAACGGAAAAGACAUCCAAGGGAUUCCUUGGGAGAGGCUUAAUUACAGCAGAGAAAAUUACCGUGACAAGAGAUUGCAACAGUAUAAAAACUUCGAGAGCCUCUUUCGAUCCAGGGAAGAGCUUGAUAAGGAAUGCUUGAAAGUAGAGAAAGGGAGAACUUUUUACGACUUCCAGUUCAACACGAGGCUUGUCAAGUCCACAAUUGCACAUUUUCAGGUAGAACAUAUUGCCCAACUACGUUAUUUGCAAAGUCUGGAGUCAUCUUGGUUCUUUCACUAAUUAUUUUUCAUUUAUAAAUACACUGUGUAACUCAGCUCGUGUGUCUAAUUAAAAAUCGAGUCUUGAACUGCAAACAGUAGUAUAUACUUUGCCCUCUUAUUCAAUAGAAUUAGUAAAAUUAAUGACUUGCUGCUACUAUCAAUCUCGCUUUAGUAUUUCACGCCGAGUCUAAAAACCCCAACUUUUUUUUUUUGUGAGACCUGCCGCUGAAUGAAAUGGCAAUUCAAAUCAUAUUCUGAAGAUGUAUAACAUGUUUUUCUUUUUAUUGUUUAUUUUCUUUGGUUUACUUAUGUUUUGACCAUAGAAUCUUAAUUGCCUUUUCCUGUUUUCUUAUGUCCACUGUUCCCACCUCAGCUCUGCAGCUGGGGUGUUGAUUCACACAAAGUCCUUUUCUUUUGCAGAUAAUCUUGACGGGUGCUUAAUUUAACCUGCUCGUACCUAAAUUCUCGAAAAUUUUAUAAUUUAGGUUCGAUUUGUUACUCGGGUACAAUACUGUCAAGGUUCUAGCUAAUUCAAAAGUUUGUCAAGAUAUAAAGCAGAGUUGAGAAAUCUAACUAGUCCAGGCUACUUGUUAACAACUUCUUCAUAGACUUUCAUUCAUAUGCAUAGAAAAAUCAUAGUCACCGACUGUUCCGUUAUUUGCAUUACCGUCUUUCAGUGUCUUGGUUAGAUCAUUACUCAUAAUCUUCAAACAGAGUAGUCAGAAAAGAAAAGAAAAAAGCAAGCAUUUGAUCAAGGUGUCACUACCUCACUGCAUUUUGAGUAACAGUUACUAUGUAUAUGCUUUAACCUUUCUUAAGCAGGUUUGGAGAGCAGCUGGCGCCAUAAGGGGAAACAUUUGUUAAUAUGUUGAGAAACUUGAUAUGGGCAACAUCAAAACACGAUGUGUAUUUCAUGAAGAACUACUCUCUCAUGCAUUGGUCAUCUUUGCUCCAAAGGGGCAAAGAAGUACUUAACGUGGCAAAGCCCAUUGUUUCAAAAAUGAAGCAGCCUGGUUUGUUGUCACAGUCUCUAUCAAGAGUUCGAAUAAGCACAAUGGCAGUUAAAAACGACUUGAUAGUUGCCGGAGGGUUCCAAGGAGAGCUUAUCUGUAAGAAAAUCAACGAACCUGGGAUUGCUUUCUGCACAAAACUAACAUCAGCCGAAAACGACAUCACCAACUCGGUUGACAUAUACAACGCACCAAGUGGAUCGUUAAGGGUUAUAACCGCAAACAAUGACUGCACGGUCCGGAUAUUAGACGCUACAAACUUCUCUUCCAUCAACAGUUUCGCCUUUGACUGGUCCGUAAAUAACGUGUCGGCGAGUCCAGAUGGUAAGUUGGUGGCGGUUCUUGGAGACAGUCCCGAGUGCAUACUAGCCGAUGCAGGAUCUGGAAAAACCGUGGACGGACUCAAAGGCCAUCUCGACUACUCGUUUUCAUCAGCGUGGCAUCCAAACGGUCAGAUCUUAGCCACGGGGAACCAAGACACGACCUGCAGGCUUUGGGACGUGAGGAACUUGUCUCGGUCACUGAAAGUGUUGAAAGGAAACAUGGGAGCUAUAAGAGCCUUGAGGUUCACGUCUGAUGGACGGUUCUUAGCCAUGGCUGAGCCUGCAGACUUUGUACACGUGUUUGACACAGAGGCAGGUUAUACUCAGUGUCAAGAGAUUGAUUUGUUUGGAGAGAUAGCGGGAAUCUCGUUUAGCCCUGACACGGAGGCACUGUUCGUUGGAGUGGCUGAUCGUACCUAUGGCAGCUUGUUGGAGUUUAGCAGGAAGCGUAACCACUUGUAUUUGGAUUCCAUUUUCUGAAUUUUCGCUCUAAUGAAUCGGUUUAGAAGCCAAACAGGAUUUUAAUCAUCUGUAUCUUUGAAGUCUCUAUGUGUAAGUUGAUAAAUAAAUUAUACCAUAGAAAGGUUGAGAAAUUCUGGUUUAA